This is a messenger RNA of Microtus oregoni (creeping vole), 3453 nucleotides long. It is a transcript of the gene Bag5, whose product is annotated as BAG cochaperone 5. Gene Ontology annotation, molecular function: protein-folding chaperone binding; adenyl-nucleotide exchange factor activity. Gene Ontology annotation, biological process: regulation of inclusion body assembly; negative regulation of protein ubiquitination; protein stabilization. NCBI's taxonomy places the organism in Eukaryota, Metazoa, Chordata, Mammalia, Rodentia, Cricetidae. The coding region runs from base 160 to 1503 and encodes 447 amino acids. The transcript has 2 exons. Gene Ontology annotation, cellular component: cytosol; membrane; nucleus. The record is from RefSeq and is a predicted model, not a curated record.
GGGUAAAGCGCUGCGAGGGCCGGGCCCGCACCCUCCCCGGGGGCUGACUGAGUUCGGUGGCCUGCCCGCCGGAAGUGAGCUGUCCGACGGACACCUAAGAGCGUGGGGAACGCUCUAAGCAAGCUUUCGGGGAGUGCUUGUGAAACGGAACACAGAAGUAUGGAUAUGGGAAACCAACACCCUUCUAUUAGUAGGCUUCAGGAGAUCCAAAGGGAAGUAAAGAAUAUAGAGCAGCAAGUGGUUGGCUUCAGUGGCCUGUCGGAUGACAAGAAUUACAAGAAACUGGAGAGGAUUCUGACGAAACAACUUUUUGAAAUAGACUCUGUAGAUACAGAAGGGAAAGGAGACAUUCAGCAAGCUAGGAAGAGGGCAGCACAGGAGACAGAACGCCUUCUCAAAGAGCUGGAGCAGAAUGCAAACCACCCACACCGCAUUGAAAUCCAGAACAUCUUUAAGGAAGCGCAGGCCCUUGUGAAAGAAAAGAUUGUGCCCUUUUACAGUGGAGGCAACUGUGUGACUGACGAGUUUGAGGAAGGCAUCCAGGACAUCAUUCUGAGACUGACACAUGUUAAAACUGGAGGGAAGAUCUCUUUGAGGAAAGCAAGGUACUACACGCUAACCAAGAUCUGUGCAGUGCAAGAGAUUAUUGAAGACUGCGUGAAGAAGCAGCCUUCCCUGCCACUCUCUGAGGAUGCGCAUCCUUCCGUUGCCAAGAUCAAUUCUGUGAUGUGUGAAGUGAACAAGGCCAGAGGCACUCUGAUUGCACUUCUCAUGGGCGUGGACAGUACUGAGACUUGCAGGCACUUAUCGUGCGUGCUGUCAGGGUUGAUUGCUGAUCUAGAUGCUUUGGAUGUGUGUGGGCGUACAGAGAUCAGGAAUUAUCGGAGGGAGGUGGUGGAAGAUAUCAACAAAUUACUGAAAUAUCUAGAUUUAGAAGAGGAAGCUGACAGUACACAUGCAUUUGACCUGGGCCAGAACCAUUCCAUUCUAAAAAUAGAAAAGGUCCUCAAGAGGAUGAGAGAAAUAAAGAAUGAACUUCUGCAGGCACAGACCCCUCCUGAAUUAUACCUGAGCUCCAAGACAGAACUUCAGGGCUUGAUCGGACAGCUAGACGAAGUGAGUCUUGAGAAAAACCCCUGCAUCCGUGAAGCCAGGAGAAGAGCUGUGAUUGAAGUGCAGACCCUGAUCACAUACCUGGACCUGAAGGAAGCGCUCGAGAAGAGGAGGCUGUUCCCUUGCGAGGAGACACCCCCCAACAAGGCUGUGUGGGGUGUCCUUGGAAACCUGUCAGAGAUCCAGGGCGAAGUCCUCUCAUUUGGUGGAAACCGAACUGAUAAGAACUACAUCCGUCUGGAGGAGCUGCUGACCAAACAGCUGCUGGCCCUGGACGCCGUUGACCCCCAGGGAGAAGAGAAGUGUAAGGCCUCCAGGAAACAGGCUGUGAAGCUGGCCCAGAACAUCCUCAGCUACCUUGACCUGAAGUCCGACGAGUGGGAGUACUGAUGGACCAGGAUGGACCUGAUCUUGCUGGUUCGCACUUUAUCUACUUUUAGAGAGCUUUCAGCUCGUGGAGCCUAAAUGUAAUUUCUAUGUGCAUAUUCAAUCUCAGUAUUUAUGAUUUAAUCAAAUUUUAUUCAGUAUUUCUGCUGCUUUUGAUGUUGCAAAACAAAUCUCAUUAUAGCACAUUAACUUUUCCAUCUGGCUCAUUAUCCUGGUUUGUGUUGAUUUUGUGUGUUUUAAUGGGAACAUGAAAAGGGCAGCAUUCCUCAUUUUUAGACGGGUUGUGCAAGCAUUAAAUGCAAAUUUGAGAGUCUAACUCUAGGUAAACUUAGGGGCUGAAUGGGAAUAAAGUCCAAGAACAAAAACAAUACAGAGAUGUUUUAUUAUGUAAACAAAACUGGGCCUUUUUUAAGUUACAAGGCUUGUUUGGUCCUUCCCCAUCUUAUGGGGUGGGGUUUUUGUUGGGAUAGUUUGUUUUUUUCAUAAACAUUUUUGUUGAGCCUAAAUUGUUCCCUAUGCUUUUCCUUUUAGAGGCGGGGAAUCUUGUGUACAACACACAAAAAAUUAAUGAGACCUAACAACCAAAACUUUGAGACUGCAUGAGAAAGGGAAAAAAUCAUCAGUUAUUCAAUACCUUCAAGUUACUUUUGCUUGUGAGAUCUCAACUAAAAUUCUCCUUAGUUAAUAAGGCAGCAGACCACUAAAGAACCAUUGCUGUCUCCCUGUAGCCGGAGGAUGAAACCUGGAGUGGUUGAUGAGGAGCGUCUGUCUGUAGCAUAAAUGAGAUGGGUUCCUUUGUCGGUCACAGCUGUGAAAUAGAAUGCCUGUUAAACAUGACAUCAUUUACACCAUGAUACCAGAGACUGUUGGUAAUCUUGGGGGACAGGUCUCUGCAAAUGUCAGUGGUAACUGCUGCUGGCACCCCAAAUAUCACCUGUACCUAAUUGGAGUGAGGCUGUGGGGUACCUGAUGAUAUUGACAUAAGGACCCCUCUUUUCCUGAAAAUUCAUUACAACCUGUCGGGUAUAUAAAGGGUUUUAUUAUUUGUUUUUUUCCUUCUGUGUCUUUCUGUGAAUAUUUUCUAUGUGUCCGACAUUAUGGUUAUCUACUAAUACAGACAAAGAAUCCCCAGAAUUCUGCAGCGCCUUCUCAGUGUGGUGCCAGCACCGUUACUAACAGACCCCAUGCCAUGUCCCAUUUCAUUACACAACCCUCUGACAGCCAACCUCAGUGCACCAUCUCAUAGAACAGUAGGUCCCGGGGCUUCUGGCCAUGAGUCCUCCCCGCUAAAGUCCCUAGAAUCCUGCGUCAUGGCUUUAGAACAUCCUUCAGGUCUGACUGCAGGUUUUUAAACUGAACUCUCUGGGGAAUCAGUACAUGAAAGUCCCUUCAGGUGCACCUUUCACAGGGUUUCUUAAUCCCUUAACUGUUUCUGAGGGUUACACGUCAGCCUUUCUUCUCAACAGUCCAUUGUCCUGUUGAAGCAGAGUUUUGUCUCUAUGACCUGCCAAGACACCCCACACUGCUGAGCUUGGAGCCUGCUGAGCACAAGAAGCACCUCCCCCUCAGUGGGAUUCCACAUGGAUCCUUCUGCUCCUGGAGGUGGUGGGAUAGACUACAGCUCCUGUUACAGUUCCUUGGGCUCAAUUCUCUCAUAUAAAGAACACUAGCAAAGUUCAGACUGAUUGCUUGUCCCCCUGGGGACCCAGUGUGUCACUGUGGCCGCUUCCUGGACUUUUUUAACUUGGGCUCUCCGCUGUAGCAGUUCCAUGAUCAUAUGUGAAGAGACUGCAGCAAGUGAGAAGCGAGGCCUUUGUCAGCAUUAAACCAUGUCAUCCCUGCUUCUGAAAAGAAAGAAAUACCUGGGAAUACUCACCAUCUUCAUUCUUUGUCCACCUAGAUGAGUCUUCUGACAAAGUCACUUUAAAUAAAUGGAACAAAUGUGUCUACUCA